GCACUCUCGAAAGUCCACCCAAAAGCCCAAUCGAAUAGCCCAAUUCCUGGCUGGUUGCCUCUGACGGGGAACGGGGAAGUGAGGAAAGAAUACUGUCAGCGACCCUGCCUGCCUGGUUAGACAGCGAGCGCUGUCGUCUCAUCGUUUUCACUCUUUCGCCAUUUUCGACCCCGAUCCAUCUCUAAAUUAAACUGUUGCAGAGGCCGGAGCUCCCCGUCCGUCGGCUGGAAAUUCGCCUCCGGCAAAUCUUCGAUCAAGCUCUUCCAACCUCGCCUUGCUGCCUUCCGUACCAAAGAAGCGAAGAGGAGAGAGAGCAACGGAGGAGCGAUGUUGCCUACCUCGUCCAAGGCCAGGGCUUCGUCCUCCGCAUCUAGAGCUCAAUCCAUGUUCCCGCAGUACCUUCGUCGAAUUAUCAAGUGGCAACAAAUGGACAUUGAAUACACGUUCUGGCAAAUGCUUCACCUAUGCACCUCUCCGAAAGUUGUCUAUCAGCACACGAAGUACCAUAAACAAACUAAGAAUCAAUGGGCGCGUGACGAUCCUGCUUUUGUUGUAAUCUGCAGUCUCCUUCUGGCCGUUGCUACUUUGGCUUAUUGUGCCGCGUAUGAUCACAGUCCGUCUCAUGCUAUUUUAGUAGUUCUAUCAGUAUUGCUUUUCCAUUUCUUGAUUGCGGGCGUGCUUCUGGCUACUUCUUGUUGGUUCUUGACUAACUCAUACCUUCGCGAGGAGGCUCCAAAUAGUCACGUUGUCGAGCAACGGGUAGAAUGGUUGUAUGCAUUCGAUGUGCACUGCAAUUCUUUCUUCCCUAUGUUUGUUAUGCUCUAUGUUAUACAUUAUUUUAUGUCACCUCUGUUGGUGGCCCAUGGUUUCAUACCGGUUCUACUAUCAAACCUGCUUUUCAUGGUGGCAGCCUCGUAUUACCAUUACCUCAACUUUCUAGGUUACGACGUGCUACCAUUCCUCGAGAGAACGACCUUUUUCUUGUAUCCAAUCGGCGUCGUCAUCGUCCUCUCUCCCAUUUUGAUUCUAAGUGGAUUCAGUCCUUCAAGAUACUUCAUGAACAUUUACUUCAGUCAGAGGCUAUGAUAUACACAAAGCAGCUAACAAGAUUUUCGAGGCAUUCCGUUAGGUGCGCGCGAUUGCAUGGAAGUUACGGGGGGAAGGUAUGAUUCUUUUCUGUGUAAAUGUGAAAACUGAAGGCAAGGCCCCCUGAAUUAGAAAAGAUCGUUAUAGUGACUCUUCUAAGCGGGGAGUUUAAAUGAAGCACAAAACGGGGUGGCCUGAACUCGUAAGCCGAGUUUUCGUUCCCGUCAAGGAAUUUUACGGUUAGUCUGAUAUAUGGUCAUAUGUAGAUCUAUGCUGUAAUCCUCAAGAUUAUUGGUCAAAUUUGGUGGGUUGUUGUUAGCAUGGAUAUUCCUUCCUUCCAUCUGAACUUUGGUUCUUGGAAGUGGAAGUUUUGCGAUCAUGUUGCCCGUUCACUUACGCCCUCUCUCCGUGCUCACUAUUUGAAGUCAAUGUGCAGAGUGUUGUGGGUCUUUCCAUUUCGCCUUGUUUGUUUCCCUGUGGCGGGCUUAGUUUGUCUGUAACUGUAAGUGAACACGCCUGUCUAGCCUAGGCUGUUUCUAUUCCCCACAUGGUGGCUAAACUAUACAAAAUAUCGUUCAAUCUUGAACAACAAUAAUGUACGGCGGUUUCGAGCACCACCACGAUCCACGAG
Linum tenue is the source of this 1717-nucleotide messenger RNA. NCBI's taxonomy places the organism in Eukaryota, Viridiplantae, Streptophyta, Magnoliopsida, Malpighiales, Linaceae. The record is from the annotation of a GenBank genome assembly.